AUGGCCCAGCUUGGUCCCUUCAUCCUUGCGGUGACCACGCUGGUGCUGGCAUACCUCUACACGCGACUCCGCUAUCAUAGGUACAAGCAGCUUGCUGGCUUCCCGCAGCUGCGGCCCGUGUCGCUGCUAUGGGGAGAUCUCAAAAAUAUCCAUGAGUAUCUCCAGCAAGGCCCUCCGCAAGGACACGUCGAUCUUGCAUUUACCAAGAUGCGGGAGAAGUUGGGAAACCCAUCUUUGUUCACCAUUGAUACAUGGCCGAUGCAGUACUCUAUGGCCAUCAUUUGCGAUCACGAUGUGGCUGAGCAGGUCUCCAAGGUCUCCAAGACAUUUCACUGGAGUGUACCCAAGUCGCCUACCUUCUCAAACCUGCUUGCCCUAAUUGGCUACCAGUCCAUUUUGAUCAACGAGGGAGAGCACUGGAAGGCACUUCGGAGGAGAUUCAACCCCGGGUUCGCACCCCAGCACCUCCUGACCCUGCUCCCGCUCAUCGUCGAUAAGACAAAAUUUUUCAUUGAUCAUCUUGAACGUCUUGCCAAGACCGGCGAGGAAUUUUCCCUGGAAUACUACCUGACUGGGCUCACCUUCGAUAUCAUCGGUGCUGUCGUCAUGGACGUGGAUUUCGGGGCCCAACUUGACGAAAAGGACCAGGAUGAGACGCUGACACUAUAUCGCAAUCUCAUGAAGACUUACGAUAAUGACACCAACCGCGGGUUCAAGUUCUACAACCCAUUCCUGGCCUCCAGGCGGAGCAAGUUCUCCCGCCAGCUCCAGGAGAAACUCAGGGCAUUAGUCUGGGAAAAGUACAACGCAGAGAGACAUGAGGUCGGUCAGACCAAGAAAAAGUCUCGCAGUGUACUGUCCCUGAGCCUCCAGGGUCUGGACAAGGUUGACGAUGCAAUCGUGGAGGCGACUUGCGAUCAACUGAAGACCUUCCUCUUCGCCGGCCACGACACAACGAGCAUUCUGCUGCAGUGGGCGUUCUACGAACUCUCACGGACGCCACGGGCGCUGCGGGCGAUCCGUAGCGAGCUUGACGAGCUCUUCGGCACCGAAACUGACCCGGAGGUCGUGCGGCAAAAGCUCAGAUCUAAUGGCGAGGACCUUGUUGGCAAAAUGACCUACACAUCGGCCGUCAUCAAAGAGACGCUGCGCCUUCACCCACCCGCAGCUACUGCGCGAUAUUCCAAGCCAGGCACCAACUUUAUCGUCACGGAUCCCCAGACUGGCCGGCAGUAUUGCCUCGAUGGCAUGGUGCUAUAUAUCUGUCAAUACAUAGUCCACCGUGACGGCAAGGUAUUCGGCGAAACUGCCAAUGAGUUCUUCCCGGAGCGCUGGCUCGGCGAUACCGACACCUCGGAGGCGACCAACAGCGGGCUUGCAGAUGAGGCGAACGAGAAGGCCGGGGCAAAGGACCAGGACGACAAGAAGACGCCAGCUAGUGCCUGGCGACCGUUUGAGCGAGGACCGCGUAACUGCAUUGGGCAAGAGUUGGCCAACAUCGAGGCCCGCGUGAUUCUGGCCUGCAUUGUGCGGAGAUUCGACUUUAUCAAGGUCGGACUGGGCGAGCUCGCUCACGACAAAGAUGGAAAGCCUAUUCAGAACGAUUUGGGACAAUACGAGGUCAAAGAGAAGCUUUACCAGGCAAGUUGUCCUUUCGCUUUUUUUCUAGCGAGUGACUUCGAGGCCGAAAGACGGAAUGCUCGUCAAGGUGACUCUGAGUGA
Molecule: messenger RNA, 1722 nt
Organism: Thyridium curvatum
Lineage: Eukaryota; Fungi; Ascomycota; Sordariomycetes; Thyridiales; Thyridiaceae
Exons: 4
Coding region: 1-1722 (573 amino acids)
Molecular function (GO): iron ion binding; heme binding; monooxygenase activity
Source: RefSeq, a predicted model, not a curated record